AGCAGACGUCAUUUAAGGCAAGAGAGCUCCGCCCUUCCCAAGAUGGCGCUGCACUUAAUGCGGAAGAGGUGUGGGUGCUGGGGCUUCAUCCGGGCACUUCAUACAGCAACCGAAACUGCUCGUGAUCCUAAGAGAGAUGGCAUGAAGCGAGUAUUUUCUGGCAUUCAGCCUACAGGAAUCCCUCACCUGGGCAAUUACUUGGGAGCUGUUGAGAGCUGGGUGAGAUUACAGGAUGAGUAUGGCUCUGUGCUGUACAGCAUUGUUGACCUACACUCCAUUACUGUCCCACAAGACCCAGCCACCCUUCGGCAGAGCAUCCUGGACAUGACUGCUGCUCUUCUGGCCUGUGGCAUAAAUCCAGAGAAAAGCAUCCUUUUUCAACAGUCUCAGGUGUCUGAACACACGCAAUUAAGUUGGAUCCUUACCUGCAUGGUCAGACUACCCCGAUUACAACACUUACACCAGUGGAAGGCAAAGACUGCCAAGCAGAAACACGACGGAACUAUGGGCCUGCUCACGUACCCAGUGCUUCAGGCAGCUGACAUUCUGCUAUACAAGUCCACACACGUUCCUGUUGGGGAGGAUCAAGUCCAGCACAUGGAACUAGUUCGGGAUCUAGCACAAGGUUUUAACAAGAAGUAUGGGGAGUUCUUUCCGGUGCCCAAGCCCAUCCUAACGUCAAUGAAGAAGGUAAAAUCCCUCCGCGAUCCAGCUGCCAAAAUGUCGAAAUCAGACCCUGACAAACUGGCCACAGUCAGAAUAACAGACAGCCCAGAGGAGAUAGUGCUGAAAUUCCGCAAGGCUGUGACGGACUUCACCUCAGAGGUCACCUACGAUCCAGCCAGCAGAGAGGGUGUCUCCAACAUAGUUGCCAUUCAUGCCGCAGUGACCGGACUCACCGUGGACGAUGUGGUCCGCCAGAGUGCUGGUAUGGACACUGCUCGCUACAAGCUGGUGGUGGCAGAUGCUGUGAUUGAGAAAUUUGCUCCAAUUAAGAAUGAAAUUGAAAAACUGAAGAUGGACAAGGACCACUUAGAGAAGGUUUUACAACUUGGGGCAGCAAAAGCCAAAGAAUUAGCAUACCCCGUGUGCCAGGAGGUGAAGAAAUUGGUGGGAUUUCUAUAGGAGCUUUCAACUAAUCUCAAAAAGGCUUUUUUAUAUCGUGUGGUCUAUACACCUCAAUAAUGGCAGCUUUCCUCACAAGCAAAAUAUUCUAGUAGGGACAUUUAAUUUGAUAUACCUGAGUAUUGGCUUCGUUUGGUGAAUAAUGCUUUGUAGUCUUUAAAUAGAGCAAUGUUCUAAAUACCCUCAACAAAAUGCUGUGACUAGGGGGGGAAAAAGCUGUCUGAAAUGCCAAUUAUUUGAGGCAAGCUCCUUAGCCUGAAUUUAUCUACACAAAUGUGAGGGAGGUGGGCAGUAAUUUGGCCAAUGCUGAUAAUCACUUGUAUUUCUCUCUGGAGUACUUACUCUCACAGGUGCUCACUUUAUCCCAACCCUUUUUAAAAAUAAUAGAUAGAGGUCUUAGACUAAUAAUCCUUGGGUUGCCAUUUGGGCCAAUUUGUAGUCACAUCUCAGGAAAAUAAGUUGAUUAUUAUAGUUCAUUUUUCACUAAGAUGGUGCCUGCUUCAUUGUAUGUAAGCUGCUUAAGUUGUUGUCCUUGAGACUGCACUGACUGUUCCCAGCAAGUAGUACUUGUUUUUUUAUUAUUAUUAUUAUUCAGAGACACAUGAUAUGAACUUCUGAGAAGAUUAUAUCAUUUCAGCUUGAUUUGUUAAUUAUACAAAAGGCCAAGCUGCUGGAUUAUAUUCUUAACAAUUAAUUCCUUGCAUUUGUCUUUCAGUUUAGUCUCACCAGCCCCCUGUGAAAUGUAUAGGAGAGGAAUUGCCAUUUUACAGGUGAAAAAAAUGAGGCUCAGAGAGUACAAUUAGCUUGUACAAUAUCACUCAGUAGGUAAAAAGCAAAUCCAAGACUAAAACCUUUACUGCUUAUUCCUAAGAGUAGUGCUUUUUUCAUCAGAUAGCACAAAAUCCUGAGGGACAGCAUGUUUGAGACUCUAAACUUUCUGACUUUGAAGCUGGGUUCUGGAAAUACAAGACCUGAACUACUGAUACUGUUUAUAUCUGCAACUCAGCCAAUAGCUGUCUGCUUUAAAUCUGGAUUCAGCUAACCUUGGUUUAAUUUGCUUUUCAAAAUCCCCAAGAUAGAUCCCAAAUUUUCUCUCCUUUUUGUGGAGAUACUUCAAAACAUAUUCUACCAGACAACAAUAAAAGUGAGGCCUGACAAAUCAGCUCUUCCCAGUGGUGAGUGGAAGCUUCUCAUCUCACUCUACCUCUGUCUCUAAUAACAAGUCGCCAUAAAACCCACACUUCCAUUUCCCACACCUGAAAAUGGAAAUUAUAAUCCUGACCUACCAAACCAGGACCUGUUAGCAAAAUUGACUUUGUAACAGAGAUUGCUUGUACAGUUUUUUGCCAAUGAGUACUAUGAUAACCAUUUAUAAUAGAAGAUUAAUAUGUUGGGCGAAGAGUUUUUACCCAUGUUGCUUAAGAGAAGCAAAUAGAAGAGUUGUUCUUGUAUCAGAACAGAUAGAAAUUCACAAAACAUUGUACCACACAAUCCAAAUUAAAAAACUCUUUUUAGAAUUUUGGCAGCUAGCCUGGCUUAUAGGAAAAGAAACACUUUACCUUUUGGAUUCUUUCUUGGUAUGAGGUAUCUAUAGUUUUAGAGCCUCUUGAGCUCUUUCUUCCAAGCCUCUUUUUCCUUUCAAAGAAGCCCUGUAUGACUACUGGAAAAUGACAGAAUUAAAGAUGGAUCUGUCAAAUCAACUGUCUGUGUGUUUUUCAUCCCCUUGUAAUGCUUUUUCUCCAAAGAACUGAAGACAUCAUGGAAAGAAUCUGAGAAAACAAAAAUAAGAUGAUUUGUGGUAACUUCAAGGAGCAAAGCCUAUGCAGAUAGUGAGGCUGGACUUGUGUACAUCAUGUUGUUACUAUUCUUCAGAAGUGACCCUAGGGUUCACUGAGUCCAAAAUCA
This is a messenger RNA of Trichechus manatus latirostris (Florida manatee), 3030 nucleotides long. It is a transcript of the gene WARS2, whose product is annotated as tryptophanyl tRNA synthetase 2, mitochondrial. Bases 43 to 1125 code for a protein of 360 amino acids. Lineage: Eukaryota; Metazoa; Chordata; Mammalia; Sirenia; Trichechidae. The transcript has 6 exons. Gene Ontology annotation, molecular function: tryptophan-tRNA ligase activity; ATP binding. Gene Ontology annotation, biological process: mitochondrial tryptophanyl-tRNA aminoacylation. Gene Ontology annotation, cellular component: mitochondrial matrix; mitochondrion. The record is from RefSeq and is a predicted model, not a curated record.